Molecule: messenger RNA, 1473 nt
Organism: Purpureocillium lilacinum
Lineage: Eukaryota; Fungi; Ascomycota; Sordariomycetes; Hypocreales; Ophiocordycipitaceae
Biological process (GO): regulation of DNA-templated transcription
Molecular function (GO): zinc ion binding; DNA-binding transcription factor activity, RNA polymerase II-specific
Source: RefSeq, a predicted model, not a curated record
AUGGUCGGCGUUCCGCGCAGCAGCGGCUGCCAGCUGUGCAGGAAGCGGCGCGUCAAGUGUGACGAGGCACGCCCGGGGUGCGGCAACUGUCGCAAGUACGGCGCCGAGUGCCCCGGCUACGAGCGCGGCAUCAAGUUCGUCUCGGGCAAGCACCAGAUCAGACAGCGGGGGAAGCGCAGCGACAACGAGGGCUCCGUUGCCAGCGGCAGCAGCAACUCCAGCGCUGGGUCCGUCACGCCACCCGGCGAGCCAUCGCCUCCAGGUGCAGAUACGCUGGUCAAGUCGCUGCGGCCCAACAGGGCAGAGUUCAUCGGCACCAUCAUCGCGACGGUGCGCACAAACAUCACCCAGUCUGACGUGUCGGGGUUUCUGUCUUGGGUCGACCUCGGCCGGCUUGGUUCGCGCGCUGUUCUCGACGGGGCCAUGUCCUCGCUGGCCAUGCAUCUCGUGGGCAAGGAGCGUGCCGACGAAGACAUGAUUGCCUACAGCAGAAGCGUCUACGGCAAGUCGCUGGUAGCGCUGCAGACGAGCCUGCGACACGAGACUGAGUGGCGGUCGUCUGAGACGCUGUGCGCGGCCAUGCUGUUGUGUGUCUUUGAGCUCUUUGCUGGCACGACAUCGUCAGACUCGUGGCUGGCUCACGCAAAGGGCAUAGGGACGCUGAUGAAGGAGCGUGGACCGGCGGCGCACGCCACCGGCUGGGAUGCCUCCAUGAUACUGGCCUUUCGCGGCGUCCUGAUUAUGUGCGACAUGUUCUUCCCCCAGAGCGACGUCUGCUUUCUGUCUCUGCCGGAAUGGAAACCAAUAAUCAAGGACGGCGGACGGCACUUGAUUCAUCCAGAAGAGCAGCCUGACCGCGUCAUCCACAUAGCGGACAACUUCUUCGAGUGCCUGGCAGAGCUCCCUGCCAUACUAGCGCCAGCCUAUGUCCUCCGCGAAUCGCGGGCCAUGGGCACCGUUCACGAACCCGGACCUGAAAAGGUCGCUGCCCUCGCCCAGCGCGCGCUGCGUUGCCGCGAGCUCUUCGCCCAGUGGUACAGGGACUUCAAGACUCUCAACGUGAUGCCCGAGGAGGUACCAACGCAGGACCCAUCAUCGCCCUUCGCGCUGGUACUGCAGUACCGAGUCUCGUGGAUCGGGUCUAUGCAUAUGGGCUACUGGGCGAGCAUGCUCAUCCUGCAGGACGCGCUUGUGCAGUUUCGCUACCUCGAGCUGGACUCGGAGGAGCAGGCGCGGCGUGACGAGCUGGUGCGCAACAUCCUCCGCUCGCUCGAGACGGUCGGGUCCGGCACCAUGGGGCCGUACCGCGUGGGCUUCGCGGUGCGCAUCGCAUACGAGGUUGCGAGCCCGGAGCACCAGCGAUGGGUGCUGACCCUGCUGGACAGGUUCAACAAGACGUAUGCGGCGACGGACCGGGCGACAUAUCCGGAACCCAAGCCGGAAGAGAAUGUAGAGUGGGAGUUACUUGAUUGA